GCUGCGUACUCUCUCAUACCUACUUCAAGAUAAGGAAGGUAGUGUCUAUAUGCUGUCUGUCGAAUAAAGAUGUGGUUCGAUUGCUGAAGCGGCCUGGCCCGUUACACCGUUGCUCCCUCUGACAGGGCCCUUGUUUCACACCACGAUGACCCCACUCCCCCGCGCCCCACCUCUCCAACCUCAACAUCUUCAACUUGGCACGUGCGCGGGCUUGUUUCCACAUCCAUCUCAUCCCGACCGACACGCCGGAAAAGCGGACGAACACUUGUGCUUGACUUUUGGAUAUCAGGGCCAACUGUCGCUCGGUUGAGUCCAGAUCACGAGCCCGGCGACAGUUUUAUUUGCUACCUAACAACAGCCCGAGGUGCGUCUCAGCUAGAGAACUUGUGCAGAAAUGACAUUUGGGAAGCCAUCAUAGGUAGACACAUCAGUGUCAUCGCCGCUGUCGCCGCCGCCGCCGCCGCUGCGAUCCUGUGUGGUUUUUCAAAGCGUCGCCGUAAAUCAACGUGGACUAGUCUAGGCCCCCUCCUUUUUCUUCUAGGUCACACGAACGUUGGCCUUUCGGAUUUCACCCUGUGCUCUGCCAUCGUCAUCUGUCCACCCUGGUUGCGGCCUUUGUCAUGGUCGUCGCAUCUUCGUGGCUGAUGUGGCCGACACAGCGCUGAAUCUUCCCCAGACUUGCGAUCUUCGAGUUGAGACUAUACCCAAACUCAAACGCUAAUACACCCGUGUCUUGUGUCGCUACAGCGUCCUCGCACCUCGAUAUCGUCUGAUCUACUGGGCUUCUUUGGUCUGGUCUCCCACCACCACCACCGCAUUUCUCUCCUCCUCCCCAAGCCAUCUCUCACACCAAGGCCGAACGAAUGUAGACAGAUUCUCCGAACCUUACCCUUUUUGACUAUCAAACCAGCCCUUUGCCACUUCUUUCUUCUGGCACCCUGUUUCAAGAGCACUAUGCGGCCAGUUGACCUCGCCCUCCGCUCUGUCCUGGGCCAUAUUCAGGCUCGCCGUCUCUUCUCCUCUCUUCGGCCACAACGAUGGAUCCAAGAGGUCUCACCUGUCUUUCGGGCACACAUGUUGAGCUCGGAGGCCUGAUAUAACAUAUCCCCUCAAGCCACCUCCGUCGCUAGGUUCUCAUUUUGUGAUUUCCUUGUCUUGUGUGUAGUUACCAAGUCUCGAUCCUUCUUUGUUUAUUUUCUUCCCACUUUUCUUUGAUCCACUUGCCGGCUAGGUCUGGACAGAUCACGUUGAGCGUGGAUCUAAUCCUACUUUCGUUCUCUUCAUACAUUCGUUUUUAGGCAGCUGGUUUGUAUCGUUCUUUGACCUUGCCAGUCUGGCACCAUGGCUUUCAAUAGAUUUUUCUGGGUCUCCUCGCUUAUUUCGCUGGCCCUUGCUCAAGCGCAGAAUAACAACCAAGGAGGUGCCACAUUAGACCCAGAAGUCAUUCAACAAGGCUCUUUUGUCGAUGGCAAGAGCUCUUUGGGUGCCGAGGAUGUUCAGGCAGCCUCAGCAACCUCCCAAAACAACUUCAUCAACUUUUGCAAGGGGCAAACACUUACCAACGGUUUCCAAAUCACGACCGGUUCUUGUAACGGCAUUGUGAUGGGUCAAAUUCCUGCUAAAGACCGAAUGAUCUCCACCGUCAUUACAAACCCAGCGAACGGUGCCACCAUUCCGUCUAAUCAAGACUUUGAGAUUGUUGUUCAAGUUACCAACCUCAAUGCCGGAGCCUUUACGAACGCUGCUGUCACCUACUAUUCCGCACCCCAGCAGUUGGAUAACGGCAAUAUAGUGGGACAUACUCAUGUAACCGUACAAGACACGGGUGCCGAUCUGAACCCUCAACAACCAAUGGACCCGCAACAGUUUGCCUUUUUCAAAGGUAUCAACGACGCCGGUAACGGCCAGGGCAGACUUAGCGCUACGGUGACCGGUGGCCUUCCGGCGGGAAACUACCGUGUCUGCACCCUGACAGCUGCAGCCAACCACCAACCAGUCAUCAUGCCUGUCGCCCAGCGCGGAUCACAAGAUGACUGUGUUAGAUUCACCGUUACUGGUGACGGAAACACUCCGAACGAAGCCGCCAACAAUGGCGCAAAGGGUCAGGCAGCAGCAGCUCUGGUUGCUGAUGCUAUUGCCCUCGGCCCCGGCGCCCCUAAUCCGGGUGGCAAUAAUGCAGGAGGGAAUGGUCAAGGAAACGGACAAGGCAACGGGCAAGGCAACGGGCAAGGCAACGUGCAGGGUAAUGGGCAGGGUAAUGGGCAGGGUAAUGGGCAGGGUAAUGGGCAGGGUAAUGGGCAAGGUAACGGGCAAGGUAACGGGCAGGGUAACGGGCAGGGUAACGGGCAGGGCAACGGGCAGGGCAACGGGCAAGGGAAUGAGCAGGGUAACGGGCAGGAAAAUGGGCAAGGAAAUGCCGGAAACCCUGCUGGCGGUGAUGCUGCUGCCGGAAAUCCAGCCGGUGGUGAUGCUGCUGGCGGGAAUCCUGCCGGUGGUGAUGCUGUUGCCGGGAAUCCUGCCGGUGUUGGUGCUGCUGGUGGUAAUGGUGGCGGCGGGAACGCGGCCGGCAACAAUAAUGCAAAUGCUGGCAACAACAAGCAAGCAGAUGGCCAGAAUAGGGAGGGCAACGGAAAAGGGAAGGCCAACGGCAAUGAUAAGGCCCAACAAGAACAAACAGGACAGGAAGGCCCAGCACUUGAUCCUGCAGCGGCACCUACCCCUCCUGCGGCAGCUCGUCUUGCCCGUCUUGCUCGCCGUCGGAGAUUCAUCGCAUAAACGCCACGCUUAAGUAUGGCUAUCAGGUAGGUAGCCAUAUCGUAUAUACACCCUCACUCCCUGGUGGAAUGGCAACGACGCCUGUUCAUCUCAAAUCCGCAUGUGCUUGCAGAUAGCUGUUGAUAUGACGGAGAGAGGAAGUUGGUGUGGAAUAGGGGGAGGUAAUAACGAUUCAAUUUUAUAAUAUAGAGGGUUAGGG
This is a messenger RNA of Podospora bellae-mahoneyi, 2974 nucleotides long. RefSeq lists its product as uncharacterized. The record is from RefSeq and is a predicted model, not a curated record. The transcript has 3 exons. Lineage: Eukaryota; Fungi; Ascomycota; Sordariomycetes; Sordariales; Podosporaceae. The coding region runs from base 1342 to 2775 and encodes 477 amino acids.